Molecule: messenger RNA, 630 nt
Organism: Cylicostephanus goldi
Lineage: Eukaryota; Metazoa; Nematoda; Chromadorea; Rhabditida; Strongylidae
Source: the annotation of a GenBank genome assembly
GCAACAGGAGGACCUCCUGAUGAAGGUCAUGUCGAAGGCGGUAGCGAGUAUGACACUGACUAUCGCAGUGCUGUCGAUUACAACAGAGGUGCUAGGGAUGGUGGUUACGGUUAUGAGGGUGGUGAUCAUUAUGCCGCGGAUGACUAUGGCAGAGGCCCUCCUAAAGACGAUUAUAGAUCUCCAAGAGAAGAUUUCAAAAAUCCAAGGGUAGAUUAUGGUGCUGUACCAGGACCAACGUCUGACGAAUACGCUAGAGAUGACCAAGACUCUUAUGCUCGGGGAAGAGGUGAUUAUGAUAACCGCGGUAUGCCUCCUUAUGAUAACUACUCGAGAGGAAUGCCUCCUCGUGGUGAUGAUUACCCAAGAGUAUCUCGCUUCGAUCGUCCACCUGACGAUCGAAUCCCCGAAAGAGGGCCGAACGAUAAUUAUGGGGCUCCAGCUUACAAUGGAAAUGGCAUGGGUUCGAAUUCAUCAGCCUUGAAUUCUUCUGCUGCUGCUGUUGCCAAUAAGAUAGGAGCGAAAACACGGAUCAUCCAUCCUGAUGACCAUCAGACCAUGUCUCUGGUGAGCUUUUUUGGACAGCGUCAGCUUACGCGCGGGGAAUUUGCAUCCUGGCUUGAUGGUCACUAA